UCUUGCUCUUCCGUUCGGCGCACUUUACCACCACUGUUACAGUCACAAGAGUCAGGACAAGGAUGUCAGAACCUACGGUCUGGACGAAACUAUGUUCCCAAGUUAUCCGUCGCGUGCCUGCAAAAAUGACCUCUUGUCGUGCAGAAUGGGUGCGAUGAUGGGCGGAGGUGUCGGUCUUACCAUUGGGUUCCUGUUCGGCGGUUGGAGCAUUUUGCAACAUGGCGCUGGACCCCGUGGCGUUCUUUCCACACUUUCCAAAACGAUGCUGAGCAGCGCAGCAACAUUUUCCUUCUUCCUCGCUAUUGGAUCCGUCAUCCGGAGCGAUUCCGAACUCGCGAACGAGGCGCAGUUGCGAAUGCUCGUUCCCACACCAGCAAUCCGAGCAAGGUCAGAGGGAUUCCAGCUGAUGCGGGCGCGGUGGGAGGCUGAGCGACGGCGCGAAUCGCCAUCUCGCUUUUGAUUGAUACCUGCAAUGGUUGCCUUGCUUGUCAAGGCUUCUCCACCCUCAUAAUUGGCUCGAUUUCGUCGGACCCGGCUUCCCCCGCUGUUCCGUUCCUCUCCGUGUUUUUCCUGUCGGUCUCGAGUUCGACCCGUCGUAGUUGCCCGUAUCAAAGAAAAAAUUAGAAUUAAUUUUGAUAUCAAAUAGCAAGGCAGAAUGUCGGCGGAGCCGACGCUUUCUAGUUGAUACUGAUAUGCUAAAUUGACCACCGCUCUCUGUGCCUACCUUUCUCUGCAAAUCAAUUUCACUAAUAUGUUCUUUGUGAUUGCCUAAAUACUAUAAGUCAAAAUAAAAUGCUGUAUGUAAACAACUUGGAGUUCUCCCAAGUGCUCUGGGCUGUACAAUGUGUACACUAGGCGAAUUAGUACAGUACAAUUCAUAUUAGGGCGGGUGCAUCAUCCGGGUGUCUGCAUCCCUGGCUGGUACACUGCAGAGCGCAGAUGGGAGGGAAGAACAGGAGUCGCUUGAGUUCCAGCAGCUCCGGCAUACGCGAAUUGCCCUUGUCCAUGGUUGGCGUACACACUUUUGCCAAGCACCGUAUUGGCGACGGCCUUUCCUGCAGGUGCCGGAGUGCCCGUCGGAGUGCCAGUCAUCAUCGUAGCGCCUCCAAAGAACGAGCUGUACGACGCCGUCUGCUGCGGCUGAGCCGGGACAUAAUUGCCGUACCAUCCAGAGCCAGCGGGGUACCCAUAUGGGACCGUCGUGGCCUGGGAAGGGUAAUAGUGCUGGCCCUGGACGGGUGUACGCACACCAUUUGGCGUCGCCGCAUACGCCGCCGGGGUGUAUGCUGUGCCGUUGUACCGAUACGGUGCCGCCCCAGCCUGCGUAGGAUAGUAUCCGCUGUAUUGUGGCACAGCUGCAGGCGCAGGCGCAACGGCCGGCACACCGGGUCGGACUUUGACUGUGGAAUCAUCGUGCAGAGCCGCUGGGAUCGGCCCUGGUGUUCGAUCGGGCAGUGUGCCUCGCCAUCCAUGCGAUUCUAUUCGGGGAAGGGUUUGCAUCAGUCGAUGAAGCGUCUUGGGUGGUGGGAUGAUAUCAGAUUCGGAUUGGGAUUCGGAUGAACUUCGGGGUCGCAGUGAAGUAAGCAGUGUAAGAGACUCGAGGAUUUGCGUGGCUGAGGGUAACUUUGUUAUUCAGCUAGUCAAUGAAUGGAAAGAAAGCACUUUCCAAGCUCCAGCUCCUCGUCGCCUUCAGACAACGAUUCCGCAGUCCGUCCUUCCCGCAAGCGAUCGACUUGAAGUUGUCCCAAUCGCUGUAACGCCCGACGGUUACGAACGAGCAGCUCUUGAACCUGGUUCUCAAGUUCCAGGUCAGAAAGCAAGGACUUCAAUGACGCGAUCUGGUCCGACGAGAGAAUAUCCUCCAUUUCGUCCACUGGAUUCGAGGCUGUCGGCUGCUCCUCUUUCUGUUCCUCCACGGUGGCCAUGUCAUCAUCCUCGGCUUCUUCUUCUGGCGUCGUCCUAUUCCCCACCCCUUCUUUCUCCGUCGUUUCAACAAGAUUCGGCUGCGUAGUUCCAGCCAUCCGCUGCCGAGCAAGCAGCUUCUCACGGUAUCGUUGCGCGCGCUGCGCAUACACCUCGGCGGUCUGCCUCAUCCCAAUCUCCCGCCCCUCCUGCACCCACACAGGAGCGAAACUGCCGUAAGGCCCGUAGUCAAGGAAUGCCCCGCUCGUGGCGACUUUGAUGCCCGGCUUUCGCACGCGGGAGGGGACGUUGUUGCGGAUAUUGACAUAGGCGCCAAGUUUGGCGACAGGAGUGGUGGUGUCCACUGGGGCGGGAAAAAGCGCUACAAGCUCCGCGUGUCCCGUUGCCAGGUCCCGUGGGUCCACACCGUCAUUCGCCAGCGAGGACCAGUAGUCGCCGCCAGGCAGAUGCUGUAACAAUGCAUAUUGUUUACUGGUCGUCCCGACGGGUUUGGCACUCGACUCUCCAGGCUGUUCCUCGGGGAGAAGGGAUUGCUCCUCGAGGGAGACAGGUAUAAACGAUGCUUGGUCGAGAAGAGAGAAUGCGAGGUCGCAAAACCGUUGCUGCUGAGCGGCGGUGGGCGGCGGGGGGACUCGAGGUUGUAUGGAUAUGGGAAGAAGGUUUUGGACGGCAGUCUUCAAUGUGGCGAGGCUGUAGUCCUGGGAGUUCGACAGGAGUGUCCGAAGGGAGUAGGUGUUGGAGCUCGUGGAAGAUGGACUGGUGGAAUCGAGAGGAUAGACACGAUCAAGGAGCCCUUGCGAGUCGAUGCUAGGACCUCAUCAACAAACAGCCAUUUGGGGAUGAUACCCGGCUCAGAAGGACAUACUGCUGGAGAACAUCCAAUAUUUUGCCCGCCUCCUCUGAGCUGAUGGGUUGUUUCGCGGCAUACGCAGGAAUAUCGGUUCGCUGGUGUUUAUUUGCUGGCUCGUCCGCCCCAUCAGAUAUGCGCUUCCGCUUUUUCAAAUCCACCUGCUGCUUGUCCGAGGAUCGAGUGCUUCUAGUCAUGGUCACCGCGUUCGUGGUGGCGCACGGGACGCGACGAUUGACGCGACUACGUUGAGGCGCUUUUUGGGAAAGUGGGUGUUGAUGUGUUUGCUCCGACUCGGUUGUUUGGCUGAUCCCAUCAAGCUACAGCCCGCCGUCGUAAAGUGGUUUCCGCCUUCAUGGCCACUGCUCAACGGUCGAUCUCACCAUCUGCUCAAGUAACGACGCCAGCGUCCAUACAAUCGACAUCGACCCCGGGCUUUAUUCCAGCUGAGACCCCGCGAGCGAAGGGCAAACGCAAAGCAGAUGAAGUGGACACCACGCCUCCGGAAGCGAAGAAAGAGCGUGAACAACGAGCAACUUUCGCUGUUGGACCUCGUCCCGUUCGUCCAUCGAACGCGACAACGACAACAUCUGGCCACGCUCCAUCUUCCUACCACCGUCAAAAACGGGCGCGUCUUUCCGCGUCCUCAGAAUCUCCGUCACUCUCCCGAUCUUUAGCCUACCAGGAAACAGACCAGCACGGCAGCUGGCCUAGUCGACGAUCCACAGGCGCUGCGCGACCUCUUUCUCGAUCCCAGUCGGUUCAAUCCCAUGCGCAGACUGCCGGCGGCGCGUCUUCGCAUAGGGCGCCGUCCCGACGCAGCUUAUCUCAGGCUUCCAUACCAUUAUCUGCACUCAUUUCUCCGCACGCGCCAUCCGUGGCUAGAUCUGGCGGAGCGUACCACAUGCGGGAUCCCCACAAGCCUCCGCGAAUCCAGCCGACGGCGUGGGCCCUUUCUUGGGGUGAGAUAAACUGGCGUGCGGAAAAAGCGGACCGCUGGCGUCAUUGGACGGAAGCUGGAGGUAGCCCGUUGCAUGCUUGGCUCUUCUUUAUCGGCUUUGUUAUCUUCCCGACAUGGUGGGUUGCCGCUUUCAUUCCGGUGGUUCGGACGCGUCGCAUUGGAGAAGGGGGGAAGGAUGUCAUUCUUGACGAUCCUCAACUUGAGUUUGACGCAAGAACGUGGCGGAAGAGAUCUCGCAUCAUGGCAGUGGUCUCCUUCGUGACAUACAUUCCGUUCAUUAUUCUUGUUGCUAUUUUCGCCUAGCACUUCUUGUCUGUGGGUGGGACUACGUCAGGUAGGCCCACCGGACUCACAUUCCUUACCAGUUACGGCCACUAAUCUAUUUCUACACUUACUGACACCAAUGCAUUCUAUACCACCCAUUUACGCGUCGACCCUAUAGAUGUGUGAUCCUGUACAUCUCACACAAUGCAGAGGUUAUGUGCGCAUGGACUGGGAAACAAAAACACGUCUAGAAACAUAUGUACA
Molecule: messenger RNA, 4259 nt
Organism: Mycena citricolor
Lineage: Eukaryota; Fungi; Basidiomycota; Agaricomycetes; Agaricales; Mycenaceae
Source: the annotation of a GenBank genome assembly